Pteronotus mesoamericanus is the source of this 1506-nucleotide messenger RNA. Its product is annotated as cytochrome P450 11B1, mitochondrial-like. The record is from RefSeq and is a predicted model, not a curated record. The transcript has 9 exons. Gene Ontology annotation, molecular function: steroid 11-beta-monooxygenase activity; corticosterone 18-monooxygenase activity; iron ion binding. Lineage: Eukaryota; Metazoa; Chordata; Mammalia; Chiroptera; Mormoopidae. Gene Ontology annotation, cellular component: mitochondrion; mitochondrial inner membrane. Bases 1 to 1506 code for a protein of 501 amino acids. Gene Ontology annotation, biological process: cholesterol metabolic process; cortisol metabolic process; aldosterone biosynthetic process.
AUGGCGCUCCGGGCCAGGGCAGGGGCCUGGACGGCGGGGCCCCGGCUGUGCCUGCGCUGGGCGCACGCCCUGGCCGCCAGUGCUGCUCCGGCCCCCAAGGCGGUGCUGCCCUUCGAAGCCAUCCCCCGGUGCCCCGGCAGCGAGUGGCUGCGGGUGCUGCGGGUCUGGCGGGUCGGGUGCGAGGACCUGCACCUGCAGAUGCAGGAGACCUUCCAGCAGCUGGGGCCCAUUUUCAGGUAUGACAUAGGAGGGAGACACAUGGUGUGCGUGAUGCUGCCCGAGGACGUGGAGAGGCUGAAGCAGGCGGAGGGCUCUCUGCCCCAUCGGAUGAUCCUGGAGCCCUGGCUGGCCCACCGACAGCUUCGUGGGCACAAACACGGCGUGUUCUUGCUAAAUGGGCCCGCGUGGCGCCUGGACCGACAGCGGCUGAAUCCAGAUGUGAUGUCGCCGCAGGCUGUCCAGAAGUACACCCCCAUGGUGGACAGGGUGGCGAGGGACUUCUCCAAGGCCCUGAUGGCGAGGGUGCUGCAGAACGCCCGGGGCACUCUGACCGUGGACAUCCAGCCCAGCAUCUUCUACUAUACCCUCGAAGCCAGCAACUUGGUCCUUUUCGGAGAGCGGCUGGGCUUGCUCAGCCAGAGCCCAAGCCCAGCCAGCCUGCACUUCAUCCGCGCCCUGCAGGCCAUGCUCAAGUCCACCAUGCAGCUCAUGUUCAUGCCCAGGGGCCUGUCCCGCUGGACCAGCGCCCCGGUGUGGGAGCAGCACUUUGCUGCCUGGGACUAUAUCUUCCAGUAUGCCAGCGACUGCAUCCAGAAAAUCUACCAGGAGCUGGCCCUCGGCCGCCCCCAGCACUACAGCGGCGUGGUGGCAGAGCUGCUCCUGCACGCGGACAUGACCCUCGACGCCAUUAAGGCCAGCUCCAUCGACCUCACGGCCGGGAGCGUGGACACGACGGCCUACCCCUUGCUGAUGACCCUCUUUGAGCUGGCACGGAACCCAGAGGUGCAGUGGGCCCUGCGUCGGGAGAGCCAGCUGGCGGAGGCCAAGAUCGCGGAAAACCCCCAGAGGGCACCUGCGGAGCUGCCCCUGCUGCGGGCCGCCCUCAAGGAGACGCUGAGGUUGUACCCGGUGGGUAUCACCGUGGAGCGGCAGGUGAGCUCGGACUUGGUCCUGCAGAACUACCACAUCCCCGCUGGGACACUUGUCCUCGUGCAACUCUACAGCCUGGGUCGGAACCCCUCCGUGUUCCCGAGGCCGGAGCUCUAUGACCCCCAGCGCUGGCUCCAAACGGGCUCCAGCAACAGGCUUCCCCACCUGGCCUUUGGCUUUGGCCCGCGACAGUGCCUGGGGCGGCGCGUGGCGGAGACCGAGGCGCUGCUUCUGCUGCACCACGUGCUGAAACACUUCCAGGUGGACACGCUCACGCAGGAGGACAUCAGGAUGGUCUACCGGUUCGUCCUGAUGCCUUCCACCAUCCCGCUCCUCACCUUCCGGGCCAUCGACUAG